Trichomycterus rosablanca is the source of this 1421-nucleotide messenger RNA. It is a transcript of the gene yju2, whose product is annotated as YJU2 splicing factor homolog. The transcript is spliced from 8 exons. Gene Ontology annotation, cellular component: U2-type catalytic step 1 spliceosome. Gene Ontology annotation, biological process: mRNA splicing, via spliceosome. Lineage: Eukaryota; Metazoa; Chordata; Actinopteri; Siluriformes; Trichomycteridae. The record is from RefSeq and is a predicted model, not a curated record. Bases 195 to 1190 code for a protein of 331 amino acids.
UUAGAUAUUAAUAGCGCUCUACAUCUGACCUAAAAGCCUUUAAUUCAUAGUGCACUUAUAGAAGUAGUAAUACACAAUAUAUAUUAUAUACAGGUAGUUCGGUAUUAUUUGAAAUCCAGCUCAUAUCUUUAGUUGUGUUGUUGUUCUGUCCUUGUUUUUAAGGAAUUGUUUGUUAGUGCCAGAAGAAGCGAGCCAUGUCGGAAAGAAAAGUCUUAAACAAAUACUAUCCUCCGGAUUUUGAUCCAUCCAAAAUCCCUAAACUCAAACUGCCUAAAGACCGUCAGUAUGUGGUAAGAUUGAUGGCUCCAUUUAACAUGAGGUGUAAGACCUGUGGAGAGUACAUUUACAAAGGCAAAAAGUUCAAUGCCCGGAAGGAGACAGUACAGAAUGAACUAUACCUGGGGCUACCCAUUUUUCGCUUCUAUAUCAAAUGCACAAGAUGUCUGGCUGAGAUCACUUUUAAAACAGACCCAGAGAACACAGAUUAUGCGAUGGAACACGGUGCAACAAGAAACUUUCAGGCUGAGAAGCUGAUUGAAGAAGAAGAAAAGAAAAUCCAACAGGAACGAGAGGAAGAGGAGUUAAAUAAUCCUAUGAAGGUUUUGGAAAAUCGUACACGGGACUCCAAGAUGGAGAUGGAAGUUCUGGAGAAUCUGCAGGAGCUGAAGGAGCUGAACCAGCGACAGGCUCAGGUGGAUUUUGAGGGCAUGUUGGAUCAGAACAGAGAAAUGGAAAAGAGACAAAAAGAGAGAGAGCAUGAGGAGGAUGAACGAGAGACCAAAGAGAUGCUGGAGAGGGCAUUGGUGAAGAGGCUAAGAGACUCUGACUCUGAUUCAGAUCAGGAGCAAAACGAUGGGAAAGAGCAGCCAAAGAAGCAAUCAGCUGAGAAACCCACAGACAUCCUGACCACAGACAAAGGGGCAGAUCAUAAGAGCACCCAAUCUGCUGAAGUAAAGCGUCAAAGGGUGGAGAGCUGGGAGAGGAGUGUUGGUGGACUGGGAGGCAAAGGUGUACUCAGCUCACUAGUAGUGAGGAAGAAACCUGCAGUCACAACUGCAGCAGGAUCUCAGACAGAGGCAAAACCUCCCAAAGCGGCCACAGCUAGCAGCAGCAGUCAAGCAGUCCAGAACGGUUCCUCUCUCAGCCUGCUGGGGGCGUACUCGGACAGCGACGACAGCAACUCCGACUAGUCAUGUCGAACUGAAACCGAAGUUCUGUGGUGUUCAGUACAAAUGCAAAACGACGGACAGUCUUAAGGAAAUAGACUCAAGGACUUUAUGGUUUAGAAUGAAUACCAGUGAUCUAGGCUUAAGCUUUUUAUUUAAUAUGUCAGAAAAUGUUUUAGAAAAAUAUAAUUCAUUGAUUUUUGUAAAUGUUAAGCUUUUGUCUCAUUGAUGAAAUAAAGAUGAAUUUUAUCAGAA